Messenger RNA from Pseudocercospora fijiensis CIRAD86, 762 nucleotides. RefSeq lists its product as uncharacterized. Gene Ontology annotation, molecular function: protein binding. The annotation marks the transcript as partial. The record is from RefSeq and is a predicted model, not a curated record. The transcript has 2 exons. NCBI's taxonomy places the organism in Eukaryota, Fungi, Ascomycota, Dothideomycetes, Mycosphaerellales, Mycosphaerellaceae.
CACGUAACGACUAAUCAUUCUUUAAUCCUACACGUGACGCCUAACAAUACUCUGAUUCUACACGUGACGCCUAAUAAUACUUUGAUUCUAUACGUAACGCCUAAUAAUAUUUUGAUUCUAUACGUAACGCCUAAUAAUACAUUAAUUCUAUACGUAACGCCUAAUCAUUCUCUAAUUCUACACGUGACGCCUAAUCAUUCCUUAAUUCUAUACAGUUUGAUUCUAUACGUGACGCCUAAUCAUUCUCUAAUUCUAUAUAUAGCGCCUGAUUAUUCUUUGAUUCUAUACGUAACGCCUAAUUAUUCCUUGAUUCUAUACGUAACGCCUGAUUAUUCUUUGAUUCUACACGUGACGCCUAACAAUACUCUGAUUCUAUACGUAACGCCUGAUAAUACUUUAAUUCUAUACGUGAUACCUAAUCAUUCUCUAAUUCUACACGUAACGCCUAAUCAUUCUUUGAUUCUAUACGUGACGCCUAAUCAUUCUUUAAUUCUAUACGUAACGCCGGAUUAUUCUUUGAUUCUAUACGUAAUGUAUAAUCAUUCCUUGAUUCUAUACGUAAUGCCUAAUUAUACUUUGAUUCUAUACGUGAUGCCUAAUCACACUUUAAUUCACUACACGACGCCCUUAUUACACUUUAAUUCACUGUACGACGCCCAAUUACAGUGUUAUUAUAGCAUCUACUACUGCUACCGUUGUCGCCCUUCCUACAAAUUCGACGAGGAGAUAGCGCGUUCUACUAGUAGGUCCGAUCUACCUUAG